Messenger RNA from Corapipo altera (White-ruffed manakin), 803 nucleotides. RefSeq names its product hydrocephalus-inducing protein-like. The annotation marks the transcript as partial. NCBI's taxonomy places the organism in Eukaryota, Metazoa, Chordata, Aves, Passeriformes, Pipridae. The record is from RefSeq and is a predicted model, not a curated record. The transcript is spliced from 3 exons.
CGGGAAACCAAAAAACCAGAGGUCCAGACAAAGAGCAGAAAAGCAGCAGCAAAACAACAGCAGCAGGAAACCAAAAUCCCAGAGGUCCCGAGUAAGCGGGACAGGAUCUUGGACCUGAGGUUUAACAUCUAUGAGUCUUCACAGAACAGGAUCAGAGAUAUUCUGUCAUCCUGGGACAGGGUUCAGGGUAUCAUGAACCAAGUGCAAGACAAGUCCCAGUCUUCCCCUAAACACAAAGACAAGAAGAAGAGCAGUAAGUCUCUGGAGAAGCCCGAGAAAAAUCCUCUGAAAAAACAUGGCAGCCACAAGAGUCUUCAGCAGGAAGGGGAAGUUGCAGAAGGCUCAGUCGGAAGCCGGGGUGCCGGAGUGCCAUGCUUGGACUUCCACGUCACGCGUCGUGAAAAGGUGUUUGAGAAGAUCCUGAAGAGCAAGAAGCUGCCACCAGCAAAGCAGAUCCUGCACUAUCUGGGACUGGGACCUCCCAUUCCCCCUGGCUCUCUUUUCUCCAUGGUUCCCUACCCAGAGGAGGACAGAGUCCCCACAGCAACAGAAGACCUCAGACACUUCAUCCUUGUUGAACCUGAGGGUGCUGCUGCAGAAGAUGAUGUGGCCCCAGAGGCAGAGGCACAGGACCACUUGAAGGAGGGGAAAGCCACAAGCAGACACAAGUCUAGGAAGGAAAAGCCAGACUCCCCCCAGAGCCUGAAAAGUCUCCGGCAUCACUCCCCAAAAACACCCCGAAGUUCACCUGAACCAAUGAAAAGCCGACUAAAGAGGGACUCAACCCUCGAGAGACCUGCCAG